AUGGUGAUCUCUCAAGAUCAUCACGAUUUACUCCUAUUUGUACUUCAUGAUCCCAUGGUAAAAUAUCACCAUUUCUCAUAGCACCAAGUAAAGAGCCACUUUCUAACCAAAACCUGAUACCAACUUCUUCUAAUUUAUCAAAAACAUGAUGAGCAACUUUUCUCAAUCCUGAGAGGCAGCAAGGUGGAGUGUAUCGAUUUUGAUAAAGAUAAGAUGGAAUACCAUUUACCACUGAUCCAAAACACCUAUUACUUUCUCUAGAACAGCCAUACCACUCUAUAGAAUUGGAAGCUCUUAUAACUUUUUUAAUUCCCAAUUUUUCAAACAUAGACCGUUCGCGACUUUGAUAUAACUGUUGAACUUUCCAUAGGGAUUGCUGAGUUUUAUAUAAUGAUUUUCCUUCAUUGAAACGACAAUUCGACAACAUAUGAAUCUGGUAAUAUGUAAUAAAUUCUACUAGAAUAAAUUUUAUUAACAUAUGUUUAUAUAUCAAACACCGUAUGACUGUAGUAUUUGAAUUAUAAACAAGAACAGAAAAAUAAAACCCUUAAAUAUAUGAAACUAAUAAAAUGUUUUUAUGGUUAAUAUAAAACUGAAAAAAAUAAUUAAAUACAAAAAGUACAAACCUUUGCACCCAAUGCAGUUGUUUGAAUGUAUAAUGCAUCCGUGAAAGGUAACAAGAAUGGAUCAGUUAAUUUUUUUAAUAAUUUUGUCUCAAGCAUUGUAGCAUGCCUUCCAUUUAUUCCAUCACAUUCAUUGCCUGUUGUAUAUGAAAACUUGAGACUCCAUUCUUUUAUUUUUAAAUCUAUAUUGACACAAUUUAAAGUUACACUUCCUACUGGUACACUUACUACACCUAAUUUUGUAGCUUGAGAUACAGUCUCCUGAAAAAAAUUUUAUUUAAUGUAGUACUAUUAUGUAGUAAAUUUUAUUUAGUGUAGUACUAUUGUCUAUUUUCAAUUAAACUAAUUAAAUUAAUUACUGUUACUAAUUAAACUAAUUACUGAAAACAAUGAAAAAAAAACGAAUUUACAAUGUGAUAUAAGGUAGUAAACUUACUUGCAUGAUUUGCUUGGUAGAAAGUCUACUACCAUCAGGUAAAAAUAAAACGUACUUUGUACGUAUAUAAAAUAGUGGAUUUCGUUCAUCGUAAGAUUUAUUGAAUUCCGUUUGCAAAUUUAUUAGUUUAACGUUUCGCAUGCUCUCAUUUGCAAAGUCCAAUUCCAGCGGGGGAUAUGGUAAUUCAUUGCUUACUAUUAAAAUCGGUAUAGUAGGGAAAAAGGUUAACACAGACUCUACAGUGGAAGUCACAUCAUUUUCAAAGGUUUCAAAUUGCCGUAUAACAACAGUUACUAAUCGAGAUAAUCGCCGAUGAAACUUUUGCGGUGGAUCAGGCGUGACGAUACUUGGUGUCAACAACCGCAAAGUGUUUUGCGCCGAGAAUAACCUCCAUAUUCUAUGCCAUACAAUAAUAUUACCUAGUAGUGCGAGCACUAAUAACGUUCUUACAAACUUAAAACGCAUAAUUAUCGCAUAUUUUGCGAAAUCAUUGUAGAUGAAAUCUUCUUUUCUUACAUCAUUCUCAUAUCACAAUAGCUCUAAAUUACGUUUAAAUGUUUGACAAAUCACAAUAUCUCUGCAAAUUUCAAUUCACUCCUACUCAGCACUGCCAAUAUAUCAUUUUCAGGAAUGCAUUCCUACCAUAAGAAUGAUAAUUGAAAUAAUCGGAUCAUUAUAUUUAAUUGAUAUUUAUUGUAUUUUUAUAAGUUCCUAAUACUUUCAACUAAUCUUUCGCAAUAGGAAACGAAGAUUUUAAUUUGUCGUCGAAAACUAUCUGGUGAUAUUACAAAUGUAAACGUUUAGAGUACUGUCUCGCUGUUGUUUUUACAUAAACGUCAAAGUCUACGUUCGUAGCAUUCGGCGUUCCAACAAAAUUAGCAGGAAGACAGGAGUCGUUCCUUGAUCGUUGUGUUAUAAUUUUACGUAAACAAGAAGUAGCAAGACUGUGGUUCAGACUUUGACAAAAAGAGUCUUUCCACCAUGCCUCUCCACCGUUAUACUCAUGCAGUUCUGUGCAGAAUUCCUCUCUCGCUUCGCACAAGAGGCGAGGUCACGUUAGACGAAGCAAGAACACAGCAUUUGGCACUUGCUCAACUUCUACGAGAGCUCGACAUCGAUGUUGUUGAAAUGCCACCGGAUGAAAAUUCACCACUCUGUGUUUUCGUAGAAGAUAUUGCAGUCGUGUGUAAUGGCAUUGCACUCAUAGCUCGGCCCAAUGAAUCGUCGCGCUUAAAGGAGAUUGAGACAAUUAGAGCUGUUUUAAAGAAGGAGUUAGAGAUUCCACUUAUAGAAAUAGCUGAUAAAAAUGCUCGUCUGGAUGGAGGAGAUGUUCUAUUUACUGAGAAUUGAGAGAGAAGCAACUUAUAGUUACCAGACAUUAACUGUGCCUGAAGAUGCUGCAGCCAAUGUACUUUAUGUGAAUGGAACUUUAAUUCAUCGGUCAGAAGAUGAAAUUCCACAAUCAAGUAAAGUUUUUGCAGAAAAAAUUGAAUUUCCAACCAGAUCUUUACGCAUGUCUGAAUUAGCAAAGGUCAGUUCUGGUUUAACUUCUUGUUGUUUAUUGGUGCGUAGACCGAGACAUAUUCGCAGUAUUUAA
Heterotrigona itama is the source of this 2656-nucleotide messenger RNA. Lineage: Eukaryota; Metazoa; Arthropoda; Insecta; Hymenoptera; Apidae. The record is from the annotation of a GenBank genome assembly.